AGCCGAGAAAAAAGGGGAUGCAUUUCAUUUUCUUGUGUGUGUGUCUUUCUCUCACCUCUAUAUAUCAUACCGUAUCACUCAGAUAUGCUUCACUUGUAACACUUCUACAAUUGUAGCCAAAAAGACCAUUUCUUUGUGCUCUUAUGGUGAUGAUAAUGAUGAUGAUCAUCAUCAUGUGAUAUAUCUCUCAUUACCUUCUUCUUAUUCGUUCUGUAAUAAAAUGGGUAGAUCACCGUGCUGCGACAAAUUGGGUUUGAAGAAAGGACCAUGGACACAAGAAGAAGACCAGAAACUUUUGGCUUAUAUUGAAGAACAUGGAUAUGGAAGCUGGCGUUCAUUGCCUGAGAAAGCUGGUCUUCACCGAUGCGGCAAAAGCUGCAGACUAAGAUGGACUAACUACCUAAGACCUGACAUCAAAAGAGGCAAAUUCAACUUGCAAGAAGAACAAACCAUUAUUCAACUCCAUGCUCUCUUAGGAAACAGGUGGUCGGCGAUAGCGACUCAUUUGCCAAAGAGAACAGACAACGAGAUCAAGAACUACUGGAACACUCACUUGAAGAAACGGUUGGUUAAAAUGGGGAUUGAUCCAGUCACUCAUAAACCCAAAAACGAGACUCCUCUGUCUUCUCUUGGUUUAACCAAGAACGCAGCCAUACUUAGCCACAUGGCUCAGUGGGAAAAUGCUAGGCUUGAAGCUGAAGCAAGGCUAGCUAGAGAAUCAAAGAUUCUUCAUUACCAAACCAAACCAUCAUCCCAUCAUCAUCAUGGUUUCACUCAUAAGACAUUGUUAACCACUUGGACAAGUAAAACAAACCAAGGUUACGCAGAUCGUCAACAGCAACAACUUGAGUCUCCGACAUCUACAGUGUCGUUUUCUGAGAUGAAGGAGCCGUCGUCGGCGAAGAUAGAGUUGGUUGGUUCAUCCACGUGUCUAAACUUGAUCAAAGAACCUGAAAACGAUUGGUUCAACUCAACGGUUCACGAGUUUGAAGCCACGGAGAUGGCGGGAGGAGUGGACGAAGGGUUCACCGGUCUAAUGCUCGCCGGAGAUUCACUAGGCCGGAGCUUCUCCGCCGAGAAAAACGAAACGGUGAAAGAGAGGAGUGGUGGUGGUGACUGCAGCAACUACUACGAGGACAACAAGAACUACUUGGACAGCAUUUUCAGUCUCGUUGAUCCUUCAACGCCAAUGAUGUUCUGAAUAAACGGAUGAUUUUCACUUUUUUUUUAAACAAAAGUUCAAUGCUUCUGCCGGGAGUCGAACCCGGGUCUAUUGCUUGGAAGGCAAUUAUCCUAACCGUUGGACUACAGACGCUUCGUUGUUUUGAUUCUUUAGUUGUUUUUGAAUUACAACUCGUUGACCAAUCGUGUCACCUUUCAUAUAAAUGUGCAACACUAAAUACGCCAAA
Molecule: messenger RNA, 1409 nt
Organism: Brassica napus (rape)
Lineage: Eukaryota; Viridiplantae; Streptophyta; Magnoliopsida; Brassicales; Brassicaceae
Product: transcription factor MYB16-like
Exons: 4
Coding region: 221-1201 (326 amino acids)
Source: RefSeq, a predicted model, not a curated record